ACUGCAGCUGACGGGUAUAUGCCCAUUGUACCGUAAAUCCGUGCUAUACACUGCGCUAAUCCCCUGGCUUAGGCUUCCGUUACUCCGUUCUCCUUGGCACCACCACAGAUAAUUAUGUGCAGAGAGAUUGCUUACGUCUGUAUCGAUUGGACAAACGGGAAGUUGAUUUGCACGGAGGCUUAGGUGACACUAAGAUCUGGCAGGCAACAAGAAAGGUUUCUCUGUAUUCAGUUAGAACGAGCUUUCGUGAUAAAAUGAUUGGCUUCUAAAAACAAAGCAAAAGAACGAUAAGAAAGUAAGGAUUCAUACAGAUUGUGUUUUCUCUUAAGGGUGCAAGCUAACAGAAGGAAAUGCAUUUGCCAUCCAAUAAAAUAAAUGUACAUCCAAGGCUCUCUUGGAACCAUUUAUUUUGUAUGUUUGGCCAGGAGUUUCAGGCUUAGUGUUGUCGCGUGGACGUUCGGUGACAACAGUCACCCUUUCGUGGUGGGCAGACUUCAGCGAACUUAUACACAGACCUGUGGUGGUAAUAUUGGCGCGCAGUCUCCUGACAGACCGUCCCGAUUGCUUAUAACUUAUUGUAUUACGCCAGCCUAGGCUCCAGGGAACACUUUGUGUAAUGUAAUUCUUUAAUACGGCGGCUUGUUAGGUUUGAGAACAUGUUAUGAUAAAGUGAUGACAGCAUUUUCAUGUGCUCUUAACAAUGUAUUCGUAAUAAGAUGCCUCGAAAACAUUGGGGCCACAGGUGACGCGGUCUUGUCCAAGAGAUUAUAACAGGACGAGGUUCUCUAACCCUGAAUGGAGGAUAGUGUUAAUGAACUAUUGUAGGCCUACAGUCGGCCUGCUCAUAGUGUCUGUGCAGAGACAGUGUGUGAGAGACUCAAAUGGGAAGGAUUUUGCUUUGAGAUCUUCCCAUGCAUGGAUUAUGAUGAAAUGAACACGAGGCAAGUCUCAUAAGCUCACCUCUACAUUUGAUUUGACCUUCUGGGUUGGACGCAUUCGAAAAAUUAAGAAACCCCAUAAAAAGAUCGCCACACAAAACUCCAAAAGUAAAGUGGUACUUCAGUGUUAGUCCAGUGCAGUGCGUGACUACUGAACUCUGCCAGCACAAUGGGUGAUAUGGCCGGACUGCCCGCCCUGAGUGACCCGCGACUGACUAGUCUACAGAAACAGUCCAAGCGGAUACGAAAGGGCACCACGAUCCUAAACGACAAGCUCCGAGCUCAGAGGGACAUAUCCAACAAAGUGGUAGACAAGAACAAGGCCAGUGAUGGAUAUAGGUCAUGGCAGAAAUCCAUGCCUUACAAACACUCAUUGGCCGAGAUACGUGGUAUUCAGAAGUGCUUGAAGAAACGGCGGGAAUCCGCGACCCUCGACCCCGAGAUGACUCCGAGGAACGGUAUCUACGAUGGGCUGUCUCUGGACUCCAUGAGGCUGGAGGUAGACAAGGUCAUACAGGAGAAGAAUCCGAGGGAGAGGAGACUGCGUAAGGUGGAGAGGAUUAAGAACAAUGGCUACCGAGACGGCCGGAUUGUGGACUACAACUACUCCAUGGCCAAGUUCUCCGACGUCUUGCACAGACCGAAGGGGAUCGAGAGGGGGGAACGGCCGGUCUCCUCAUUUGACGCGUAUGAACAGUUGACAGCUUCCUCGCGAUCUCCACUGCAGACGACGCGAAGUCCGGCCCUCACACCAGGGUCACCAUCCGCGCAGCAGACGUCUAUGGGCUACAGCCCCGUCUCCGACAGUCCACCACACUUCCGGCUUCCGCCCAUCCAGGCCAGGAGAAGCACGAUUGCGAAUAUGUCUAUGAUGACGCAACCACGCCGGCUUUUCGACACAAACUCCAACCGCAGCGACCCCUGUCGGACAAUGAAACGAUCAAUGAGCUUCGCCAUCGCCCAGUGAGUGGCGAAUUGCUCUGCCUGACGAUGAAACUAUGAAACUCAUUGCCUUCGAUUGCACGUAUACAGAAAGAUGUAUGAAAGCCUGCAUAAGUCCAGUUGGCAGCAGACUGCAUUGUGGUGAGAACGCCUUUGGGGAUAAUCCUCAAUCGGAGUAUUCUUGACCUUGUUUUUUUUCUGGAGUCCCAAUAGCUCACCAUCCGCUCAUGUAGUCCUUGUGGGAUAUGACUGCUAGACUUGACGCCAGGCCUCUCAAAUAUAACCACUUAACUUCAAAAGAUUUUGAUAAAAUGUUGAAGACUAGACCAGUUAGCUCAUUAUAUCUCAACAAAGAGGUGAGCAAUAUAACAGAACAAUAAUAUUAUGGUGUUUCACACAUAUAAACAAAA
Messenger RNA from Aplysia californica (California sea hare), 2290 nucleotides. RefSeq lists its product as uncharacterized. NCBI's taxonomy places the organism in Eukaryota, Metazoa, Mollusca, Gastropoda, Aplysiida, Aplysiidae. The record is from RefSeq and is a predicted model, not a curated record. Bases 1108 to 1905 code for a protein of 265 amino acids. The transcript is spliced from 2 exons.